AUUAAGGCCGCCACACGAAAAUCCUUUCCCAUAAAUAGAUACCUGAAACUCGGACAAACAAAUCAAAUCUUAAUUAGAAAGAUGAGUUCAUCAUCGAAGCAAGCUGCAGGGGCGGCGCCAAGAAAGAGCAAAGGCCGGCAGAAAGUGAAGAUGGCGAAGAUGGAGAACCACAGCAAUCUACAAGUGACCUUCUCCAAGCGCCGCGCCGGCCUCUUCAAGAAGGCCAGCGAGCUCUGCACCCUCUGCGGCGCCGAGGCCGCCAUCGUCGUCUUCUCCCCGGCCAACAAGGUCUACUGCUUCGGCCACCCCAACGUCAACACCCUCGUCGACAGGCUGGCCGCCGGAAUGGAGCCUCCGCCGCCGCCCAGCCACCUCAUCAUGGAGGCUCACCGCAACUCCAACAUCCGCGACCUCAACAUCGAGCUCACCCGCCUGGACACCCUGCUCCGGGCCGAGAGGAGGCGGGCCCAGGAGAUCGACCUGCUCAGGAGAGCCGGCCACCAGCAGCGCUCCUUGGAUGAUUUGGAUCACGCGCAGCUCUGCGCCUUGAAGGAGUCGGUGAUGGAAUUCAAGAAGAGUCUUGACGCUAAACUGCACAAGGAGAUGUUUAAUUCUCACCCUAGUGGUGUUGGUGCUGGAGCAGAUGAUACUUGUCGUUUUCCCGGCUUUGAUCUUCCCAAAUUGUCGCUAGGAUUCGGUCAUCUUUUACCUUAUUCCAAUGGUGGACUGCCGGCAGAUUAUUCUACCGUGAAUAUUAAUGGCGGCGGCGGCGCUUAUUAUGGGUGGAGUAAUGGCGCGUCUUCUUCUACACUUCCUAAUGAUCCUCACGCUAUUGCAACUAAUAUGUUCCAAAUGUUCUAG
Salvia miltiorrhiza (redroot sage) is the source of this 861-nucleotide messenger RNA. RefSeq names its product agamous-like MADS-box protein AGL62. Gene Ontology annotation, biological process: positive regulation of transcription by RNA polymerase II. The record is from RefSeq and is a predicted model, not a curated record. Lineage: Eukaryota; Viridiplantae; Streptophyta; Magnoliopsida; Lamiales; Lamiaceae. Gene Ontology annotation, molecular function: DNA-binding transcription factor activity, RNA polymerase II-specific; protein dimerization activity; RNA polymerase II cis-regulatory region sequence-specific DNA binding. Bases 82 to 861 code for a protein of 259 amino acids. The transcript has a single exon.